Molecule: messenger RNA, 237 nt
Organism: Orycteropus afer afer
Lineage: Eukaryota; Metazoa; Chordata; Mammalia; Tubulidentata; Orycteropodidae
Source: RefSeq, a predicted model, not a curated record
AUGUCAUUACAGGCAUUGUCAUUCAAUGAUGUGGCUGUGGACUUUUCCUCAGAGGAGUGGCAGUUAUUAGACCCUCUUCAGAAGAACCUCUACCGAGAUGUGAUGUUGGAAAAUUACAGCAAUCUAAUGUCAUUGGGUUAUCAAGCCACCAAGCCAGAAGUAGUUGGCCGGUUAGAAAAAGGAGAACAAGGGAUAGUAAAGAAGGAAUUUCCAAGUCAGUGCAGUCCAGGUGAGUGA